AUGGAAGAUAAAUUAGACAGAUACUACACAAAUGUGCUUUCAAAUGCUGAAAAGGAUAAACACACAACUGUCGAUAGCGAUGACAAAAGUAGUGGCGAGGAAAAUUUAGAUGAACUACUUAAUGAAUUGGAUAGAGAAUUAGACGAGGAUCAUGAAUUUUUGAGUGCUUAUCGGUCGGAGAGGCUACAACAAAUAUCAGAUCAUUUAAAACAGGUCAAGAAGAAUGUUGAGGAUGACGGAUACGGUAGAUUGCAGUGCAUUGAUAACGAGGCAGAUGCUAUCCAAAUAUGUACAAAGACUACUAUGGUGGUCAUACAUUUUGAAUUAGAAACAUUCGGUAAGUGCCAGUAUAUGAAUGAAAAACUGGAAAACUUGGCAAAGAGGUAUCUAACCACGAGAUUUAUUAAAGUAAACGUCCAAACAUGUCCAUUUUUGGUUAAUAAACUGAAUAUUAAAGUACUUCCGUUUGUAGUUGGAUACAAGAAUGGCCUAGAAAAAGUUCGCUACGUAGGAUUUAGUAAACUGGGAAAUGACCCUAAUGGGUUUGAUAUUAGGAGGCUAGAGCAAUCUUUAGCCCAUUCAGGUGUUAUAGAAGACACAUUCGAAAUAAGAAAGCAUUCAUCUGUGAAUACGGAACGCUUCGCUUCUACAAAUCAUGAUAGAAGUGAAAGUGAUAGUGAUUUAGAUAUAUAA
Messenger RNA from Saccharomyces cerevisiae S288C, 693 nucleotides. It is a transcript of the gene PLP1, whose product is annotated as Plp1p. The transcript has a single exon. The record is from RefSeq and is marked reviewed. Lineage: Eukaryota; Fungi; Ascomycota; Saccharomycetes; Saccharomycetales; Saccharomycetaceae. Bases 1 to 693 code for a protein of 230 amino acids. Gene Ontology annotation, cellular component: cytoplasm.